Messenger RNA from Drosophila montana, 1188 nucleotides. It is a transcript of the gene CAH14, whose product is annotated as Carbonic anhydrase 14. Gene Ontology annotation, biological process: one-carbon metabolic process. The record is from RefSeq and is a predicted model, not a curated record. Lineage: Eukaryota; Metazoa; Arthropoda; Insecta; Diptera; Drosophilidae. The transcript has 2 exons. Gene Ontology annotation, molecular function: carbonate dehydratase activity; zinc ion binding. Bases 237 to 1109 code for a protein of 290 amino acids.
CCAAAAAUUAUAAAAAAAAAAUUAAAAAAAACAAUUUUCCAAGUAUUUUGCAAGCUUCUUGUCAAAUUUCUUUAAAUAAAAAAAAAACAAGCAGCUCGUGCAUUUGAAUCCAUUGCGAGUCACGUGCUCGGGCACUCGUUUAAGGCAAUUGACUGUUUCGGUUUUGGGGCGCGGUUUGUUAUUUUGGGGAAAUCAAAAGCUAGCUAGCCAAAAACUGAACAGAAUAUCCAUAGAACAUGCUGCUUGAUUUGGUGAGUUACCUUUGGAGCAGUCUCUUCACCCAUGUGGCCGGAGCCAUGGACUCUGCCUAUGAGUCGAACUACUUUAUGGGGCUGGUUAGCUGCAUUAUGGCGCUGGUGUUUAUAGUGCAUGUCAAGUCGGCCAGCAUUAUAUUGAGCAAUCUGUGCGAGCCAAAGCCGCGCAAGAGCCUAAUCGAGCGUCAGCCGUCGCCCAUCGAUAUCGCGCGACGCGGCGUCUUCCGGAUGGACCACGUGGAGGCGCUGCAGUGGUACAGCUACGAUGAGCUGCCUCCGGCCAUAUUGCUGGAGAACAAUGGCAAGACGGUGAUAAUGCGCAUCUCCUGCGGACCGGAGUGUACGCCGUUUAUAAGCGGCGGCACGCUGCCGGGCAACUAUUACUUUGUGGAGGCGAUCUUCAAGUGGGGCGCCUCGGAGCAUUCGAUAGACUCGCGCAGCUAUGCCAUGGAGAUGCAGGUGCUGCAUGCCACCAAUGUGCCCGAUGCCGCCUACGAAUACCUGACUGUGUCCUAUAUGUUCGCAUUGUCACACCACAAGAACCAAUUUCUCGACCAGGUGGUCGAGAAUCUGUGGGCCAUACGGCGCGCCGGUUCGGUCAUCGAGCUGCCGCCGUUCGAUUUGGCCACUUUGAUGUGGUGCUUCAAUCAGGACUAUUACACCUAUCGCGGCACCUAUGCCAACGGCAACGUCAUCCUGCCCAGCCAGUGGGCCAUUUGCCCGCGCAUCUUCCACAUUGGCGCCGAGCAAUUGGCCCAGUUCGGCGCCCUCUGCGACGAGGAGGGCUGUCGGAUUGCCCUGAAUGCGCGCAAGAAGCAGCCCCUGGGCGAUCGCUGUGUUGCAUUAAAUUGUUAGCUUCGGUUCAUUUUAAAAGAAUUGUUUUCAUCUUCUUUUUUAAAUUUAUGUUUUACACUAAAUAUAUAUAUUUUUAUGA